AUUGCCUACGAUUAGUGUAUGAAACAAUCCAAAGGAAUACUAUAUAAUAUCAAUGGUAGUAUCACCCCAACCUCAGACUUCACAAAAGUAAACCAUCAUCUUCUUCCAACCUCCUGACACAUCGAUAACCUUCACUUCCUUUACUUUCUUCUGCCAUGAAUUUCGUCGUGCAAGCAAAAUGAGUGUCAAGUGGGAAGUCGUGAAUUUCAGUCUAAGCACAAAUGUCCAGAACGAGACUAAAAGAGAUAUUUUCGCCAAUGGUCAGAUGCAGGCGCAGAUUAACGUCACAAUCCGAGCCUUUAUUUAUAAUACAGCUAUACCCUACCAGCUCACCGAGUCGGAUCUGCAGAGUCUCAAGUUGAUUGAUUAUAACACAAAGGAGGAGUUGACGGGGGAUUGGACUUAUUCCAGGGUUGAGAGGGAGGAAUUUGUCCAUAUUAUGCCAGGGCAGUCUUUUGCAGCACCCGUUGUGCCCAAUGCGGACGAUACUCAAACCAUUGUGCUCUGGGUCUCAUCGGCUAAAAUUGGAGAGAAGAGAAUCGCCGCCCAGAUUACAGAGCUUGGCGAGACACUAGCAAUUGUCAGGACGACCGGCGGUACUUUUGAGUCUAGCAUCACAAUUACCGCCAGACAGCCGAUCACUUACACGAUGGAUAAUGUCACCCUCACUCGAGAAGAUACGGCCGAAGGUUCUUGGUGGAAGUCGGUCCUAUAUGGGCAAAAUUGGGUUAACACUGCAUAUGCCUGGGACCAAGACAACUACUAUGUCACAUCCGACCUCUAUCCAUUUGUGAAAGUGGAUCGUUAUGAGGUGGAUAUCAAUGGUACACAGCAGCCCUAUGGAAACAACGGUACUUACUUCCGGGAUGCGUUUGCGUAUAUGGGCUUGGGUAACGAUAAGGACGUCAGCAUAUUUUUCAUGCCGCAAAUGGGAGGUUCAAGCCAGGCAUAUCGCGGUGUAAUGGCCACGAAUGGUUAUAACGAAAUCCGUUCAUUCGCAAAUAUCACAGUCAACCAGAGAAAAAACGCAUUGUGUCUCACCCGUCUCCGGUUCUAUUACGGCUGGGUCUCUUGGUUUUCAAACUGGCAACAAGAUACUUGGUUCACCAUUUACGAUCAAUAUGGAAAUUACGGCCACUUUUCAGUCAAAACGAACGCAAGCAACACCAUUUCCAUCUCGACCAGAUAUGUUAACAGAGCUGAUUCUAAGACGAUCAAUUCCACUGCAAAGCUUUGACGAUACUGCGUAUCAUGAUUGAGAGUCGGAAGGGUGCUUACUUUGCGAUUGACCUCUAAAAGGGAGUGAAAGGCCGUGAUUUUUGUCGGUUCGCUGAUGGAUGUUGGUGGAAGCCUCAGGACUCAACUUCCCUGAGGUAGCAAUGUUCUGAGUUCAACCAUCAGGGCAGCAUGAUGUAUAUCAAAUGUUGAGAAUACCUCGUUCUUUCUUGUUAAAACUUUCCCAUGUUUGCUCAGAUAAUGCUGCAGAAGUAGCUCUCGUCUUACGGGCCUAUUAAUGCAGAUACAUACAUUAUAUGUCGGGCUUACUUUCUAAGUGAG
This is a messenger RNA of Aspergillus eucalypticola CBS 122712, 1557 nucleotides long. RefSeq lists its product as uncharacterized. The coding region runs from base 179 to 1237 and encodes 352 amino acids. NCBI's taxonomy places the organism in Eukaryota, Fungi, Ascomycota, Eurotiomycetes, Eurotiales, Aspergillaceae. The record is from RefSeq and is a predicted model, not a curated record. The transcript has a single exon.